Anguilla anguilla (European eel) is the source of this 15550-nucleotide messenger RNA. RefSeq names its product ankyrin 3b (gene ank3b). Gene Ontology annotation, cellular component: T-tubule. Gene Ontology annotation, molecular function: protein binding. The transcript has 51 exons. The record is from RefSeq and is a predicted model, not a curated record. Gene Ontology annotation, biological process: signal transduction; regulation of cardiac muscle contraction; protein localization to T-tubule. NCBI's taxonomy places the organism in Eukaryota, Metazoa, Chordata, Actinopteri, Anguilliformes, Anguillidae. The coding region runs from base 483 to 14150 and encodes 4555 amino acids.
CUUUCAGCCGGUGGCAGAGGAAAGAGGCGCAUCACAGUCCCCCCGCUCGUCCCGGCAGCCUCGCUCUCCGCGCUCCCGCUCGCCCCGGCCGCCCCUCUCUCGCCGCGCACCUCCCCGUGCACCCCCACUCCGCUCCGGACCGGCCAUCGCGCGCGCCCAUCGGCUCAGGUGGAGGCAUGGAGGAGCCAGCCUGAGGGAAGAUGCCGUUUCCGUAGAAACUGCCGCGCGCAGCUCCUACCGGUGGUGAUGCUAGCCCCCACAGCCUCUCUCUUUCCUGGGCUAGAGUGCAGCGGAUGACUUAAAAAAAGAGGGCUUUCUCCCCCUCCCCUCUGUCUUUCCCUUUUUCUCCUGCUUUUUUUAAGGAGAAUCAUCACCCUUUUUUUCUCUUGUGUGUGUGUGCAUAUAUAUUUUUGUAUACACAUACACGUCCUCCUGCAGUCCCAUUGUUUUCAGGAGGGGAUUUCUGACAGUACAUUUUGACUAUGGCACAUGCAGCCUCUCAGCUGAAGAAGAAAGCGGAUUUAGACCUCACUGCAGCGGAAGAUGAGAAAGAGAAGAAGAGGAAGACCAGGAAGAGGUCCCGGGAUCUGAAGAAAAAGUCUGACAGCAAUGCCAGUUACCUGAGGGCAGCCCGGGCCGGGAACUUGGAGAAGGCCCUCGACUACCUGAAGACAGGGGUCGACAUAAACAUCUGCAACCAGAAUGGGCUGAAUGCUCUCCAUCUCGCCUCGAAAGAGGGCCACGUGGAGGUGGUCGCCGAGCUGAUAAAGCUGGGGGCCAACGUGGACGCGGCGACCAAGAAAGGAAACACCGCCCUGCAUAUAGCCUCCCUGGCGGGACAGACGGACGUGGUGAAGGAGCUGGUGACCAACGGAGCCAACGUGAACGCGCAGUCUCAGAAUGGCUUCACACCGCUGUACAUGGCCGCCCAGGAGAACCACCUGGAGGUGGUCCGAUUUCUCCUGGACAACGGCGCCAGCCAGAGUAUCGCCACCGAGGACGGCUUCACCCCCCUGGCAGUGGCUCUGCAGCAGGGGCACGACCAGGUGGUGUCCCUGCUUCUGGAGAAUGACACCAAGGGCAAGGUGCGCCUGCCCGCCCUCCACAUCGCCGCCCGCAAGGACGACACCAAGGCGGCCGCGCUGCUCCUGCAGAACGACCACAACGCAGACGUGGAGUCCAAGAUGAUGGUGAAUAGAACGACAGAGAGCGGCUUCACCCCGCUCCACAUCGCGGCUCACUACGGCAACAUCAACGUGGCCACGCUGCUGCUGAACCGAGGGGCAGCGGUGGACUUCAAGGCCCGGAAUGACAUCACGCCCUUGCACGUUGCCUCAAAAAGAGGAAACGGAAACAUGGUGAAACUGCUGCUGGAGCGGGGAGCCAAAAUCGAUGCCAAAACCAAGGACGGACUGACCCCUUUACACUGUGGUGCGAGGAGCGGUCACGAGCAAGUGGUGGAGAUGCUGCUCGACCGCGGAGCGCCGAUUCUGUCCAAAACGAAGAACGGGCUGUCCCCACUGCACAUGGCCACUCAGGGAGAUCACCUGAACUGCGUCCAGCUCCUGCUUCACCACGAGGUGCCUGUGGACGACGUCACCAACGACUACCUGACGGCGCUGCACGUCGCCGCCCACUGCGGCCACUACAAGGUGGCCAAGGUCAUCGUGGACAAGAAGGCCAACCCCAACGCCAAAGCACUGAAUGGAUUCACGCCGCUUCACAUUGCUUGCAAGAAGAACCGCAUCAGAGUGAUGGAGCUGCUGCUGAAGCACGGAGCGUCGAUCCAGGCUGUGACCGAGUCGGGGCUGACGCCGAUUCACGUGGCCGCGUUUAUGGGACACGAAAACAUCGUGACUCAGUUGAUGAGCCACGGAGCUUCGCCAAACACAACCAACGUGAGGGGAGAGACGGCGCUCCACAUGGCGGCCAGGGCAGGGCAAGCCGACGUGGUGAAGUACCUGGUGCAGAACGGGGCCAGGGUGGAGGCCAAGGCUAAGGACGACCAGACGCCACUGCACAUCGCCAGCCGGCUGGGCAAGCCGGACAUCGUGCAGCAGCUGCUGCAGCACGGGGCGUCGCCCGACGCCUCCACCACCUCGGGCUACACCGCGCUGCACCUGGCGGCCCGCGAGGGCCACGAGGACGUGGCGUCCGUGCUGCUGGACCACGGCGCCUCCCUCUCCGUCACCACCAAGAAAGGGUUCACUCCUUUACACGUGGCAGCAAAGUACGGGAAGAUUGAAGUGGCCAAUCUCCUGCUUCAGAAGAGCGCUCCCCCAGAUGCAGCUGGAAAGAGUGGACUAACUCCACUGCAUGUCGCUGCGCACUACGAUAACCAGAAAGUGGCACUUCUCCUGCUGGACCAGGGAGCCUCCCCCCACGCUGCUGCCAAGAACGGCUACACUCCCCUGCACAUCGCUGCCAAGAAGAACCAGAUGGACAUCGCCACCACCCUCCUGGAGUACGGCGCCGACACCAACGCCAUCACCAGGCAGGGCAUCAGCCCCGUGCACCUGGCCGCCCAGGAGGGCAACGUGGACAUGGUGUCUCUGCUCCUGGCUAGGAACGCUAACGUCAACCUGGGCAACAAGAGUGGCCUGACUCCCCUUCACUUAGCCGCUCAGGAGGACAAAGUGAACGUGGCGGAGGUUCUGGUCAACCAGGGGGCGACUGUUGACCCGGACACAAAGAUGGGAUACACUCCACUGCACGUGGCCAGUCACUAUGGAAACGUGAAGAUGGUGAACUUCCUUUUACAGAACCAGGCUAAAGUCAAUGCCAAAACGAAGAACGGGUACACCCCUCUCCACCAGGCGGCGCAGCAGGGCCACACCCACAUCAUUAACAUGCUGCUGCAGCACGGCGCCUCCCCUAAUGAGCUGACCGUGAAUGGAAACACAGCCCUGUCCAUUGCGAGGAGGCUGGGCUACAUCUCCGUCGUGGACACUCUGAAGGUGGUGACGGAAGAGACGCUGACCACCGUGACCGUGACAGAAAAACAUAAGAUGAAUGUUCCCGAAACCAUGAAUGAGGUCCUGGACAUGUCGGACGAUGAAGUUCAUAAAGCCUAUGUACCCGAAAUGCUCAAUGAAGACUAUAUUUCAGAUGUUGAAGAAGGUGAGGAUGCAAUGACCGGGGACACCGACAAAUACCUGGGGCCCCAGGACCUGAGGGAGUUGGGGGACGACUCCCUUCCUCAGGAGGGAUACAUGGGCUUCAGCCUUACCGCGCGAUCGGCAAGCCCUAAAAUCAGCCUCCGCUCCUUCAGUUCGGAUAGGUCCAACACGCUCAACCGAAGCUCCUUCACCCGGGACAGCAUGAUGAUCGAGGAGAUCCUCGCACCCAACAAGGAAACGCUUCAGAGUGUCUGUAAAGACAUCUCCUUCAUUGUUGAGCCUCAGAAUAAGCACCUGGCGGCGGCCAGAGAGUACGACACGGACUCUCUGAGACGGUACAGCUGGGCUGCCGACACCCUCGACAACGUCAACCUGGUCUCCAGCCCCAUUCACUCCGGCUUUUCCUCACCACUUCCCCAGUAUGACUCCAGGUUCCUGGUCAGCUUCAUGGUCGACGCCCGCGGCGGCUCCAUGCGGGGCAGCCGCCACAACGGCAUGCGCAUCAUCAUCCCGCCGCGGAAGUGCACGGCCCCCACGCGCAUCACCUGCCGCCUGGUCAAGAGGCACAAGCUGGCCUGCCCCCCUCCCAUGGUGGAAGGAGAAGGCCUGGCCAGCCGAUUGGUGGAGGUCGGCCCGGCCGGCGCCCAUUUCCUCGGCCCUGUGAUAGUGGAGAUCCCCCAUUUUGGCUCAAUGAGGGGCAAGGAGAGGGAGCUGAUAAUUCUCAGGAGCGAGAACGGCGAGACGUGGAAGGAGCACCAGUAUGACUGCAAAACCGAAGACCUCAACGAGCUUCUCAACGGCAUGGAUGAAGAACUGGACAGCUCGGAUGAGCUUGAGAAGAAACGCAUCUGUCGGAUCAUCUCCAAGGACUUCCCACAGUACUUUGCAGUCGUUUCUCGAAUCAAGCAAGAGAGCAACCAGAUGGGCCCAGAGGGAGGGUUGCUCUCCAGUCUGACGGUCCCACUGGUCCAGGCCUCCUUCCCCGAAGGAGCACUGACCAAGAAGAUUCGAGUAGGCCUCCAGGCUCAGCCUGUUCCGGAUGAAAUAGUGAAGAAGAUUUUGGGGAACAGGGCCACAUUCAGCCCCAUAGUGACCGUGGAGCCCCGAAGGAGGAAGUUCCACAAACCCAUCACCAUGACAAUCCCCGUCCCUCCCCUGUCAGGGGAAGGGGUCACCAACGGCUACAAAGGGGACAGCACCCCCUGUCUGAGGCUCCUGUGCAGCAUUACAGGGGGCACUUCACCAGCACAAUGGGAGGACAUCACAGGCACCACUCCUCUCACCUUCGUCAAAGACUGUGUCUCCUUCACCACCAACGUGUCUGCUAGGUUUUGGCUUGCAGACUGCCACCAGAUCCCGGAAACUGUUCCUCUGGCCUCUCAGCUGUACAGGGAAUUGAUCUGUGUUCCAUACAUGGCCAAGUUUGUGGUGUUUGCCAAAAUGAAUGACCCGGUGGAGUCCCGCCUGCGAUGCUUCUGUAUGACUGACGAUAAAGUGGACAAGACCCUGGAGCAGCAGGAGAACUUUGAGGAGGUGGCCCGUAGCAAAGACAUUGAGGUUUUGGAGGGAAAGCCAAUCUGUGUGGAUUGCUAUGGCAAUUUGGCUCCACUGACGAAGGCUGGGCAGCAGCUGGUUUUGAACUUUUACGCGUUCAAAGAAAACAGGCUUCCUUUCUGUGUGAAGGUCAGAGACAGUAGCCAAGAGCCUUGCGGGCGACUGUCAUUCCUUAAAGAGUCAAAACCUACUAAAGGUCUUCCACAGACUGCCAUCUGCAACCUGAACAUCACACUGCCAGCUCACAAAAAGGAUAUGGAUUCAGAUCCAGAUGAAGAGACUGAAAAACCAGAACGACGUCAUACCUUUGCAUCUCUAGCCUUACGUAAGCGCUACAGCUAUCUGACUGAGCCUGCUCUGAAAACAGUUGAACGAAGUACAACAAGAACACUGCCUGCUGGUUACAUUCACAAACCUGUCUUUUCAACAAGAUCUUACCAGGCAUGGUCGACUGCUCCUAUUACCGUCCCUGGCCAAGCAAAGUCUGGACUGGGUUCCAUCUCCAGCUCAUCGUCCAACACGCCAUCUGCUUCGCCACUAAAGUCAGUGUGGUCAAUAACCUCUACUUCUCCAAUCAAGUCCACCCUUGGAGCCUCACCUGCAUCUUCAGUCAAAUCAGUUAGCGACAUAGCUUCUCCCAUCCGGUCAUUCAGAAGUAUUUCGUCCCCAAUAAAGACUAUAACUCAACAAGGCCAAUAUCCCAUUCAAGUCUCUUCUUCUCUGCUGUCUUCACCGGGUAAAACUGGACCAGAUCCUGUGUCUGUGAAAGGACUGGCUGCAUCACUGUCCUCAAGAACUUCCGUCACCACCACUGGGUCUGUGCUGGAAAGGUCUUCAAUUACCAUGACCCCUCCUGCCUCUCCAAAGUCAACCAUAAACAUGUACACCUCCAGCUUGCCAUUCAAAUCUGUAAUGGCCCCUAUGGAAUCGUCACCCACAAAAUCCAUAUGUGGCCUGUCUUCAGUGAAAUCCACUGCAGAUGUUCCUAUGACAGCCAAGGGAAUAUUGGUUUCUUCCCUGUCUUCACCAGCAAAAUGUCAAGUAACUUCCAUGGAGACAGCUCUGCUAAAUGGAACUGCCUCACCAAUUAAAUAUGCCUCCUCUUCGUCCAGCUUUGGAGGCAGUUUACAAGAAAGGAUACAAGCAACUACCCAUGCAGCCACAACGAGUGUCAAUGCGGUUUUCGACGAAGCAGAAAAGUCCUUUAAUUCCUGUUCUGCUUCAGGCUACGGCACACUCAAGUCCAUGUCUUCCUCUGUGUCCUCAUCUUAUCAGUCCAUGAGAUCUCCCGCUGCAAGUUCCAUUUACAGCUCCAUGAGGUCUCCUGUUUCAUCCACCACCUCUGUGACAUCCAGUCCGAUAACCGUCCCUGUGUAUUCCCUUGUUAAUCUUUUGCCAGAGGCACAGGUAAAAAAACAAGCUGAUGUAACCUCUGCCACGAGACCAGCCUCCCCUCAGAGGACCACAGCACCCACAGAUGCCCGCACGCAGGCUGAUUCUUCCUUCUCCAGGACCAUGUCACCAGUCAAAACUUCUCUGUUCAUUUCCCCGGCAGCCCUUAAAACAACUGCCUCUUCCACAUUAUCGUCAAGCCAGGAGAUACUGAAGGACGUAGCAGAAAUGAAAGAGGACUUGAUACGGAUGACUGCUAUCCUGCAGACCGACACCAGUUCUGCAAGCAAAAGCUUCCAGACAGACCCUCCGAAAGAAUCUAAAAUUGAGGAUGAGGAGCCCUUCAGCAUAGUUGAAAAAGUGAAAGAAGAUCUUGUGAAAGUCAGUGAAAUCCUGACAAAGGAUGUUGUGACUGAUAGCAAAGCCUCUAUGAAAGACAAAACACCUGAGGAAGAUUGGGAGGAGUUCUCUAAAGAUGAGAUAGAGGAGGCCCAGCAAAGUGCCAGGAGAUUCUCCCCCAGUUAUGACACAGAAACCACCCCUGUCAGAACCCAGUCUGUAUCUGAGAAAGAUUUCAGUCUAGCUAAGGUGGCUGACUACUUAAGCAAUGAAUUUAGUGCGAACUCCUUGUCAAAAAUGUCAGAAAUGAAGCAAAGGUAUGAUGAGGUAAAAAGAGAUGGGGAGGAAAAGCAGAAACGCGUUCUCAAACCUGCCAUGGCAUUGCAAGAGCACAAGCUUAAAAUGCCGCCCUCCAGCAUGCGCUCCUCUUCCUCUGAGAAAGAGCUGUGCAAACUUGCCGAUUCUGUCUUUGGCACUGAUGCCAUAUUAGAGUCCCCCGAGGACUUUUCACAUGACCAGGACAAGAGUCCUCUCUCAGACAGUGGCUUUGAAACAAGAAGUGAAAAGACCCCUUCAGCCCCUCAGAGUGCAGAGAGCACCGGACCUAAACCCCUCUUCCAGGAUGUGCCCAUUCCCCCUGUUAUUACAGAAACACGCACAGAGGUUGUUCAUGUCAUUAGAAGCUAUGAGUCCCCUGAGGGGGUUCCAGAACCUGUAAUGGAAGAGGCAGCAGCAAUCACGGUACCUGCAUGUAUCGAACUUGAACCAAAAGCUGGAUCUAUCAAAGACAAAGUAAAGGCAUUUCAGAUGAAAGUAAAUACUGAAGAGGACUCUCUUGUUAGCAAAGCCAUGCGUCUCAAAGAGGAAACCCACAUUACCACCACCACUCGAAUGGUGUACCACAAGCCCACUACUAAGGAUGCUACAUCUGAGAGGAUUGAGGAAACAAUGUCAGUUCGAGACAUAAUGAAAGCCUUCCAGUCCGGUCGGGAUCCCUCCAAAGAACUGUCAGGCUUAUUUGAACACAAGGCCGGUGAGUCUCACAAAGGAAAUGAGAUAUCACCAAGGUUUCUUGACAAAGACAUUAAGGCAAAACCAAAAGUUGAGAGAAUAAUAGAGGUUCACAUUGAAAAAGGCAAUAAGACUGAUCCUACUGAGGUUUUCAUUCGAGAAACAAAAAAGCACCCCGAUAAAGAAAUAUAUUUCCACAAGGGGGAUCGAGCGAUAAAGGAACUACCAGACAAAUUCUACGGUGAUGACGAAGCACAACAGGAGGAGGAGGAGCUUACCGCUGAAGAAUCGCUUCCCUCUUACUUAGAGUCAUCCAGAGUGAAUACACCUGUCUCUCAGGAAGAGGACAGUCGGCCAAGUUCAGCGCAACUUAUCGCUGAUGACUCGUACAAAGCACUGAAGCUACUGAGUCAGCAUUCCAUUGAAUACCAUGACGAUGAGUUGUCAGAACUGAGAGGAGAGUCUUACAGAUUUGCAGAGAAAAUGCUUCUCUCUGAGAAAUUAGACAUUUCUCACUCUGACACGGAGGAAUCUGUGACUGAUCAACCUCACAUCCUGAGCUCAGAUAUGCAUAGUGCUGAUAGUCAUUAUGGUGAGAAAAUGUCCAGCGGGACCCAGAAGGAAUUUGUUAUGAAAUCAUCAAAGGAUGCAUCUGACAAAGCAGGUAAAUUUGCUCGCAAGGAUGAGCACAUUGACAAACUGACCGUGUUGCAUUAUACAACAGAACCCGGUAGCCCAAAACAUGCCGUAUGGAUGCGCUUUACUGAAGACAGACUUGACAGAAAUCGAGAAAAGCUCAUAUAUGAAGACAGGGUAGAUCGAACAGUGAAGGAGGCUGAGGAAAAGCUGAGUGAGGUCUCUCAGUUUUUUCGUGACAAAACUGAGAAACUAAAUGAUGAGCUUCAGUCACCUGAGAAAAAGCCACAAAAGAGAGAACCCAGAGAAACACGUUCUGGACCAAGUUCUACCUGUGGUAGUCCAGAGAAAACACAACACAAGAAUGGUGCAAGUGGCGAGGAAUGGGGUAAGGGCAGACUAAAAGAGCCAUCUGUAGGGAAAUUGUUUGGCAGCUCCAGUGAAAGGAAAUGUGCUAGCUUGCCCAACAGUCCUGAAAAACGCAUCGGUUCCCGCUUUAAUGAUGAUAAAACAAAACAAGGAGACAUUGCAGCGCAGAAAAAGGCCAGUGAAACCUCACAAACUGUUCAGCUGAAGUCAUCCAACGUAAGCUCUGUAAGGCUUAAAUUUGAGUCAGAAGCUCAAAAGCAGGACAAGGGUCCACAGUGGGGACCCACAAAACCCCCUGUGAAAAAACUCCAGGAAAGUAAGCUUCCUGUGUAUCAACUUUUUGCUGGAGCAAAGACUCCCAAAUCAGCCGAUAACACAGAUGAAGCAGGGGGUCCAAAGAAAGUUCCAGAUAGUGACAAAGUCAAAGCAUCUCCCCCACAAAGCCCUGAGAUCAUUAAGUCACGGGUGCCUGUCAUUGCUCCAAAACAAUUGGGUGACAAAAUAUCAAAUAAAGGCUUAACAGAAGCCACAGCUCCCAAACGCUCACAGGCUGAGAAUGGCAGGGAACUGGAUGCUGACAAAGAAAAAAAAGUCUACAAGACGUGGGAGAGUCAUGGAAAUGGAAGCAAUAAAGCGCAAAAGGAAAAAUUAAGCCAUACCCUUGUUCCUGGCACCAUAAAAGAGGACAGUGGUUGUGAUAUGCAAAAUAUCAUCUCUGACCAAGAAACAAAACAAUUUUUAAAAAACGGAUCACCUGUGAAGGAGGCUACACCAAUUCCCAUUACAAAAAAAAACACCUACACUGAAAUUUUGACACGUAACGAUGCAGAAUUUGGUGACGCGCAAAGUAAGAUGCAAAAAAAAAAGUCAGAAUCCCAAAUUCCUGUCUGGAUGCCAAGCAGUCUGACAGACAGUGAUCAGGCCAAGAAAGCAAAACCAGACACUUUAAUUAAACCUUCUGAAAGAAGUGUGUCACAUAUACCCACCUUAGCUAAAAACAAAUCCCAAGGCAGCUCAGAAACAAGCACAUCUAGGGAUGAGUCUUUAGAGUCUAGCUCAAUAAAAGACUCUAAUGAUAUCAGUGAUCCCAGCCCAAUAGAGUAUAUUGAGAAAGAGGCUCCAAUUGUCACUCCAGAAAGUUUCAAAGGUAUUAAAACUUUACCUGUUUACGUCAGUAUUCAUGUAGGCAAGCAGGGUGAGAAAGAAACUCAGCAGGGGACUUACAAAAAGAUUGUCAGUCAGGAAAGCCGUACUGAAAAUCGGGGAGCAUUUUACACGGUUAAACAAAAACAACCUACAUCCCCACAAGGUAGCCCUGAAGAUGACACGCUAGAGCAGGUAUCUUUUAUUGACAGCUCUGGUAAAAGUCCUCUGACCCCUGAGACUCCUAGUUCUGAGGAAGUGAGUUAUGACCUCACUUCCAGGACCCCUGAUUCAUUCAUUGGUUUUUUGCCAAGCAAACCUAGCCCAAUCCCAGAGGUUUCUGAGGAAUCCGAGGGAGAGGAGCAUUGCAAAGCUUUCCCCUUCAAAGAAUCUCCAUCGGAAAAGCCAACAACUUCCAUGGCAGAGUCCACAACGGAAAACCAGGAGGCAGAAAGUCGAACAAAGGAUAAAAGAAUUGCUUACAUUGAGUUUCCCCCACCCCCUCCUCUGGACUCAGAACAAUCAGAUCCUGAAAAAAAGGGUUCCUGUCCUUCCUCAGAGGCUGAGACAGAAAUGAUGGAGGUCAACCUCCAAGAGGAGCAUGACAAACACCUUCUUGCUGAACCCAUCAUCAGAAUACAGCCCCCAUCUCCUGUGCCCCCUGGGGCUGAAGACAGUGACUCCACAGAAGAGGAAUCUGUUUUUCAACCCAUUCCUUGUAAGAAGUACACCUUUAAAAUUUCUGAGGAAGAAGAGGAAAAGGCUUCUAAAGCCAAAAAUCAGGAAAAUAAUGGAAACCAUCGGGAAUCUAGCCCCAAUGGUGAUGGAAAAGGCGAUGAUUAUGACUUUGAGCAAAAUGGGAAUGAUCAGUCAAUAACGGACUGCUCAAUUGCAACAACUGCAGAGUUUUCACAUGACACAGAUGCUACAGAAAUCGAUUCUCUUGAUGGAUAUGACCUUCAAGAUGAGGACGAUGGCUUAAGUGAGCAGGACCCAAAACCACUAAGUUUCUCCUGUGAUAACAGAAAGGAUAUGUGGGCCACGGAAAGUAUUUUAAAGCCGUGUGAUCGCUCAUUUAGCCAGACCAAGCUUGAGGUCAUACAAGAAGAGGAGAGGGUAGUGCCAGAAGAAGGGAGGAAAGCAAAAGCAAAAAGUGACUCAUUUGACGGAAACGUAACAGAUGAAAAUAAUGGAGUCUGCACCACUGAUGGAAGACAGCCUGGGAGAGAAGGACUAUCGGAUACUUACUUUAGUUACAAAUUAGACGAUCAGUUCAGUAGCCCUUUUAAAACUGUUGCAACUAAAGGUUUGGACUUUGACCCUUGGUCCAGCAAAGGAGGAGAUGAUGAAGUCUUUGAUUCUAGGAUAAAAGACGAGGAGCCCAGACCCUUUGGAUUAGCAGUAGACGACAGGUCACAAGCAACUACACCAGACACUACCCCUGCCAGAACCCCAACUGAUGAAAGCACGCCAACUAGCGAGCCUAAUCCUUUCCCUUUUCAUGAAGGGAAGAUGUUUGAGAUGACUCGCAGUGGUGCGAUUGACAUGAGCAAGCGGGAUUUUGUUGAAGAAAGACUUCAGUUUUUUCAGAUUGGUGAGCAUACCUCAGAAGGGAAGUCAGGGGACAAAGGGGAAGGGGUCAAAAAGCAAGACGUAAUUAUCUCACAAGCUCAGACAGUGGAGAAAGCAGUAGGGAGCCCCCUACUUACACUAGAGGCCCCCUCAGAUGUUCCAACAUCCAUGUGCGCCGCUCUGAUGCAGAUUAGCAGCGACUGCAGAGACGCGUCACCUGAUGACAACAUUGAGGAGACAUCUGCAUGUACAAUGAUAACCUCUAAAACUGAUCCCAAAUUACGUAUCCCCAUUAAAAUGGGAAUCACAGCCUCCAUUACUGUAAAAAAAGAUGCUGACUCCAUGGAAUCGACAGAUUCUAAAACUGAUACACCAGACAGUCAAACUCCAGGCCACACAUUACCAGAAGCACAGGCACAAAGUAAGCCUUCCAGAAUCACAGGUUGCCUAAAGCCAUCUGAGGGAAGGGGCUCCAUGACAGAGAACUGCAAUAACAACAAUAACCUUGAAUCCUCUAACAUCCACGCAAACUACAUUCAGUGUGGCAGUGUAGUGUUUAAUUUGCAGUCAUCAUCACAGCCCACACUUCAGCAAGUCAGAAGGGUAGAUGCUUCAUCCUCUAGGGACUCAGAGAAAGUGCUGGAGAGCAGUGUGACGUGUGACAAAAUAAAGACAGAUGGAACCAGGAAAACAAAUGCAAGGCAGCCGAAGUCGAGGCUGCCAAUUAAAGCGCGGGCACCUGCACCGUGUUUACAGGCUACCACAACAGGAAAGGAGAAGCCCAAGCCUAGAGUUAAACCAGAGUCCAAAAAAAGAGUAGACAACUCUGCAAGCGUGGGACCUAAAUCUAGAAUUCCAGUUAAAGAAGUGAAGAGGGGUAAGGUCACACCUCCAGUGCCAGUGCAGGGUAAACCCCAGUCGGGGAAGACAGAGCCUAAAAGGACAAGACAGGUGCCAUCCAGAUUGCCAGUGAAAGACAGGUCAAGGACGAGCUCAGAGAGCAGUUCAGCUGUUAAGAGGGGCAAGGAGAGGGCAAGUGAGGUUCGCGGGCACUCCAGUGAGUGCGUAAAAGGUGUUAGUGGCGAGAUGCUAAAACCUGUGGGUCGACUCUCUGAUGAAGAGAAAAAGAAACGGUCAGAAUUGUCAGACGAUGAAGACAGCACAUCGAGGAACGCCUCACUGUCAGAACCAUCCUCUCAACCAUCCAUUACGUCGCGAUCUGCUAGAGUUAUGAAAACUGAGGCAGCGCCCGUAAGAAAAAAGGUUGAACAGGCCGGCAGUGAGAGAAGGAGGAGUAGGCGGACGGUUGGGAAUGAAGGCAGUCAGGUUUCGGGGCCCUGCGUGGCUCCCAACGGGGAGAUCAAGCCUAGCCCACAGAGUCCCUGUGAGAGAACUGACCUGCGAAUGGCAAUCGUAGCAGAUCAUCUGGGCCUGAGCUGGACUGAGCUGGCCAGGGAAAUGGAUUUCUCUGUCGAUGAAAUAAAUCACAUUCGAGUGGAGAACCCUAACUCAUUGACAGCUCAGAGUUUCAUGCUAUUAAAGAAAUGGGUUAGCAGAGAUGGUAAAAACGCCACAACGGAUGCCUUAACCGCAGUGCUGACAAAGAUCAAUCGGAUGGAUAUUGUGACAUUGCUGGAAGGGCCAAUAUUUGACUAUGGUAACAUUUCAGGCACAAGAUGUUUUGCAGAUGAUAACGCUGUUUUCCGGGAUCAGGCUGAUGGUUUCGACAACAUCGAGCUGGAACUGAAGUCUCCCUCUGAGUUGAGCUAUGAGCCCCCCACCCCACUUCGGAAAGAUGAUUACUUUAGCGAGGGGUAUAGCCUAGACUCUCCCAGUAGGAGCCCCUGUAGACCCAGCGAUCUGUCCUUGUCCCAGCCGCCUUACGGCCCUGCCGCCGGAGCGGAGCCGCCCACGGUCGUGUGCGAGGACACCUCUCUGGACUGGCGGAGAGAUAGAGACGGAGAGGAGGAAGAGUCGGGCUCCGCGGAGCGGCGCGACGGAGCGAACGCCGCACAAGCGCAAGCCACGCCCGCGCAGCCGUGCCAGGCGGAAGAGCGGGGGCCGACGGGGGACGCCCGUCCGGGGGCCCCUGGCCCCGCCCCGCGGGCCGGCAUCUUUGCCGUUAGGGAGGGCAGCGAGUCUGGUUCUGACGAGGAAGAGGAGGAAAUGACGCGCGAGAGGCUGCAGUCCCUUUUGGAAGACGUUAAGCUGGAGGAAGGCUCAGAGGGGGAGGAGAUGACUGAGGAGAGGGUGCAGGCUAUUCUCUGUCAAGUAGAGCAGGCAGAAAAAGACAUGUCUUCGAUUCCAGGUUGGCGCAGCGAGACCUCAAGCGUUAACGUGGAGCCGCCGACCCCGGGUCGCAGUCUGAGUUCCGACCUGCUCGAUCGGCAGGAAAAUAGCUCGGAGAACGCCGAUGACUCCAAUACCUCAGCGUCCAAAGGACAAGCAGGAAAGGCGAAGCAAAACGGCGAGCAUGUGCAAGCCAGGUCACUUCCUGCUGGGCAGGAUUCGGCCAGCGAGGCCCAGAAGAUGCCGAAAGAGACGCUGCGCGUUGAGGGGUCCCAGGAUGAUGUCCCGGGUGACAGCGGGGCAGGACCAAGCAGUAGGGAUGGCAGUCCUGCAUCUGAGCACAAAAUCCAGGAGGGUAGAGAUAAUGAGUCCAGCUCGGACGAGGAACGGACCAUUACCACCAGGGUUAUCCGGCGCCGGUUGAUUCUUAAGGGAGAGCAGGCCAAAAACAUUCCUGGGGAAUCAGUCACCGAGGAGCAGUUCACGGACGAGGACGGUAACAUCAUCACCAGAAAAGUCAUCAGGAAGGUCAUCCGCCGCGUGGUUACCGCGGAUGACAGAGCCCGGGAGAGGGGGACAAAAGAAGGGGAUUCCAAAAAAACGCAUAUGUUUGAGGAGGAGGAGGACCGCUCCGAGGGCUUAGGAAGCCCGGGGGCGAAAGCAGAGCACGGGGAAGGCGGCAAGACGAAAAAGACGGAAGGGAGGGAGAAAAAGGUUCAGUCAUAAUGGUCGCUCUGCUCAAACUGGUUUUGGAAAUGUUUUAUUAUAAUUUUCCUGCGGGGAGACUACUGGAAACCCGAAUGCAGGAUAUCAAUCGGCCAAAAGAACGUGUGUCUGCAGCUUCCACAUUAUCGCAUGGUUUUCAGCGAAGAGGACAUUUCUCUCCCUCCUUCUUUUUUUUUGAUUUAGCAUGAGCAUGAAAACUCACUUUUCUGUCAAUGAUCUGGGGCUUCAUAGUCAAUGACACAUUUGUGCCACGGUGUCAUGGAAACCUACGACACGGUGUUCGGCUUCGGACAAGCCGGCAGAACGCCGAAGACAGCCGCGACGUCAGCAGCGCCUGAGCAAACAUUUCUGUGACCAAAGAUGGCACAUAAACAAAUUGGAUCGGUGAAACCAGAGGAAUACACUUUUGAAUCACCUUCUACACUCGCCUUAUAUUUUCUUGGACCCAUAAUGUUGGGGUGUAAAAUGCUGUUUCGCUUCUUUUUAACAAAAUUAUUGGUGAUCUUGCUGUAUAUAAAUUUCACUGUAUAAAUUCUAAAAGUAGCUCUCGGAUUGUGGAGGCACUGGCUGAAAAGGACUGUAGAGGCUUGUCGGAACAAAAUGCCAAGAUUUUGUUCCCUGUUUAUCGGAAAGGUUUGGGUGUGACUUCACGUUCUUGUACAAUUACUUGCAGGUAUAAUGUUUGUAAAUGGAAAAACAGAGCUAGCUUGAUUUUAACAGAGGACAUUUCUUGAAAACCUACUGCGAUUCUCUGUGAUUCUCAAAAUGGGAAUAUCUGUAGUUCUGUGAAAAUAAUUCCUCAGAGUACUAAUAUUUUGAUGCAUGUGAUUCACCUUAUUUUAAUUACAAUUUUUCUAAGUUUGCAAACACUGUAUUAAGAAUAACAUGAAAGAAAAAUCUUUUAUCUGUGUACACACAUUACCCUAACAUUUGUCACUAUUGCUGGUUUUCUAAAGACAAUAUCUUUAAAACAUUCACCAUGCAUAAGGGGAUAUUUCUUUUUAAUGCUUCUUGAAGGUUUACUGCUUGCUGAUAAAGGAUGGCCUCUGCAGACAUGGGCUUGUACACUUGGAGAGAAAUCAGAAUGUACCCUGUAGACUGGCACGCUGUAAAAUUAUAACUGUAUCAUGUGUAUUGGCUAUAAGAUGUAGAAGUCUUUACGUAAGCCGGUCGUUUGUAAUCAUUCUAGCAGUGUAUUAAUAGGAUUUAAGGCUGCUGUGGUUAAAAAGGGCAUUUUUAUUUGGGUUUUUGGUGAAAUAUUUCCUUCCAUUGAAUCUCUUCAUAUGAAAACACCUAAAGCAUUCAUGGAUAGUAGAUCAAAUAACAUGUAUGAAAAACCAACAAACACUGGAUGAUCUAGUUGAUUAUUUAAGCAUAAAUAAAUUGUGUUUAAACUCUGA